This is a messenger RNA of Myxocyprinus asiaticus (Chinese sucker), 1378 nucleotides long. RefSeq names its product alpha-2-HS-glycoprotein-like. Gene Ontology annotation, molecular function: cysteine-type endopeptidase inhibitor activity. Bases 58 to 1143 code for a protein of 361 amino acids. Gene Ontology annotation, biological process: negative regulation of endopeptidase activity. The transcript has 7 exons. Gene Ontology annotation, cellular component: blood microparticle; extracellular matrix; extracellular region. NCBI's taxonomy places the organism in Eukaryota, Metazoa, Chordata, Actinopteri, Cypriniformes, Catostomidae. The record is from RefSeq and is a predicted model, not a curated record.
CUCAGUCACAUUCUGUCUGCGUAUUCACAUUAGGAGUUGAGGUUAUUGCAUUACGGCAUGAAGCUCUGGGCUACAGUCGCUGCUCUUGGGCUCCUGGUAAUAGGGGCAUGGGCACAGGGGGUGAUGCCCACCGUCAGCUUGCUGCCCUGUGACUCCCCAGAGGCCGAAGCAGCGGCUCUGGUGGCACAGGACUUCCUCAAUGCUCAGCACACCCACGGCUACAAAUAUGCCCUUAAUCGCAUUGAGGAAAUCAAGAUCAUAUCCAAGCCAGGUGAAGUGGACACGUAUCUUUUGGAGUUGGACUUGCUAGAAACAACAUGUCAUGUCUUAGAUCCGACACCAGUGAGUCAAUGUCCAGUCAGACAAAAACAAUUUACGGCAGUUGAGGCAGAUUGUGAUUUUGCCCUAUCAAAUACAACUCAAGGUCUGUCUGUUGUGGCAUUCAAGUGUAAAUCAGAGAUUGAGUCAGAGGAGGAUAUAUGUCUAGGCUGCCGUCACCUCAUUCCUUUUAAUGACACAGAUGGCAUUCAGCUCAUUGAAACCUCAUUAGAUGAUUUCAAUAAAAAACAUACAUUAAAUACUAAAUUUGUACUUUUUGAAAUUGGACGAAUGGCAUACCAGGUUGUCAGUGGUGGAAACAAGUACUUUGCAGAAUACGGCAUAAUUGGGACAAACUGCACAAGUCAUGAUGAUGAUAUAUGCAUCCCCCAGAAUCACACUGUUGCUAUCCAUGGCUUCUGUCAAGCUGAAGGUUCUGCCAAACUGAAUAAAGUUGACUGCAGUAUCUUCAACCCAGCCCAAGUUGUAGACCCAGCAACCAAUGCCAAAGGGCCAGUCCAACAACUUCUACAUGCGCAUACUUCUGGACCUCAGCACAACCCAACCAUCCACGGUCUUAAACAUCACAAGCUGACACACCUUCAUGACCCUUCUGCAAGCGGUCUGCUCUCUGCUGAAUCUUCUGAAUCAGCCGAGUUAGUGGUGCCAAAGAAAGCUCCUUUUGUCAAGAGGGAAGUCGCUGAACCAGAAGGGCCAGCCGCCAAUGCAACUGCAGAUGCAGCUGUAGUGGCAGAAAAAACACCCAUUCCUUUUGAGCCAAUACUCCUCGUGCCGAUCUGUCCAGGACAAAAGAAACAUUUCUGAUCUGGUGGUGUUCCAUGAAUUAACCCUUUUAGAUGACAUUGUUUAGGUCCUAAGAUCUUUUAGGGUUUGUCCUGUCGAGUUCUGAGAAUGCCAGCAAGCUAAACACUGAACACAUAUCUACAGUCUAUCAGGAGUAAAUGUUUUAUAUUAAAGCAGGUACAUGUUUUAACAAAACUGGCAUUAUGUUACUGUGCCUGAUUUAUACUGUAAUGCUGCAAUAAAACAUUUACCUUGA